CCAUAUGCCCUUUUGAACCUCAUAUCCACCAUCUUCCAUGGUUUCUGUUCAAGAAUCACACGAUUCCAAUCCGGGUCGAUUCCAGAUAACCCGACCCUAUUACACCCCACCUCCUUCCUCUGCUGCUUCUUCACCCUCCAGGUUCCAGAAGCAUCUCGGUCGCUCUAUGCGAACUGUUCGCUCUAAUCUUUUCCACUCUGAAUACACCGACAGUUGCUCCUUCGCCUCCACCCAACAACCCCCAACUUCUCUUCUUUCUGAAAACCUAACUGAUUCCGUCAUCGAUGUUCAUUUACAGCAACUUGCUACUGCCACUGCUAAGUCCAAAACAUCGUCUUCUACCGUCUCUUCCGAUGAUUUCCUCGGAAUUUCUCAAGUAUUCAGUGAUUUCUCGGCCUAUAGCAGCGAUAUAUCCGGAGAAUUGCAACGCUUAGCGUGCUUGCCGGAGGAUUCCAACGAGAAUGAUUCCAAUCAGGAGCAGAAGCCGGAGCCGGAGCCUUGCUUUGGGUUUUUGCAACGGGAGAAUUUUUCUACGGAGAUUAUCGAGAGUAUCUCGCCGGAGGAUUUACAACCGACGGUCAAGAUCUGCGUCGAUAGUCUCAGCUCCAGCUCCGUUGCCGUGAAGAGGUCGGCGGCGGCGAAACUGAGGCUGCUUGCGAAGAACCGAUCGGAGAAUCGUGCGUUAAUUGGUGAGUCCGGUGCUGUCCCGGCACUGAUUCCACUUCUCCGGUGUGCCGAUCCUUGGACUCAAGAACAUGCCGUCACUGCCCUACUUAAUCUAUCUCUUCUCGACGAGAACAAACCGUUAAUCGCUGGCGCUGGAGCUGUGAAAUCGUUAAUUUACGUUUUGAAGACCGGCACCGAGGUCUCGAAGCAGAACGCGGCAUGUGCGUUGCUUAGUUUAGCCAUGAUUGAUGAAAACAAGGUCUCGAUCGGUGCUUGCGGAGCGAUCCCGCCAUUGGUGUCUCUGUUAAUCAACGGUUCAAACCGAGGAAAGAAGGACGCGUUAACAACUCUGUAUAAACUCUGCUCCAUGAAAGCGAAUAAGAAGAGAGCGGUGACGGCAGGCGUUGUGAAGCCAUUGGUGGAGUUGGUGGUGGCGGCCGGAGAGGCGACAGAGGAACAAGGGGCUGUGGGGAUGGCGGAGAAGGCGAUGGUGGUGUUGAGUAGCUUGGCGGCAGUCGAAGAAGGUCGGACGGCAAUCGUAGAAGAAGGUGGGAUCCCGGCGCUGGUGGAGGUGAUAGAGGACGGUGCAUCUGUGAAAGGGAAGGAGUUUGCCGUCGUAACGCUGCUACAAUUGUGUGAAGGGAGUGCAAGAAACCGAGGAUUGUUGGUCGGAGAAGGUGCAAUUCCACCUCUGGUGGCUCUUUCUCAGACUGGAACUGCUAGAGCCAAGCACAAGGCUGAAACACUUCUGGGGUACUUGAGGGAACCAAGGCAAGAAGCUUCUUGUUCAAGUCCAAAGUAAAGGUAAUUUGCUUUCAGAUGAUAUAAUAGUAGUAUGUGUCUGUUGACUUGUUGUAUAUAGGAAUUUUCUCUUGUACAGAGUGGUUUUGGGAGUCUUUUUAUAAAAGAAAAAGGAGUUGAGUAGUAGUUGUAAUUAGUAUCAAGAUUAGUGACAAGAAAGCUAAGCUGACCUUAGGUUUUGGUUUGUUCAUUCUGUUUCUGUUUGUUGUAAAAGAAACAGAGAGGUCGUAGCUUUGUUUGCCUAUUAUGUUGUCGACUUGAGAGUUAAGAUUCAUAUAAUUUGGUGCGAUAUCGU
Cynara cardunculus var. scolymus (artichoke) is the source of this 1762-nucleotide messenger RNA. Its product is annotated as U-box domain-containing protein 4-like. The record is from RefSeq and is a predicted model, not a curated record. The coding region runs from base 38 to 1468 and encodes 476 amino acids. Gene Ontology annotation, molecular function: protein binding. The transcript is spliced from 2 exons. Lineage: Eukaryota; Viridiplantae; Streptophyta; Magnoliopsida; Asterales; Asteraceae. Gene Ontology annotation, cellular component: nucleus; cytoplasm.